Messenger RNA from Paramecium sonneborni, 1730 nucleotides. The record is from the annotation of a GenBank genome assembly. Lineage: Eukaryota; Ciliophora; Oligohymenophorea; Peniculida; Parameciidae.
AUGAUUGAUUAUAUCAAGGAAAACAACGAUAUUAUUAUUACAAAAUAGGAAUCAAUAAAUUCUGUUUACUUGAAUAGUGAAUCAAGUCCUAAGAAUUUAUUGGGAAAUAAAAAAAAAUUAAGAUUUCCAAUCGUCACUAAUGCAUAAUUAAAAUCUGCUAUUGAAUCUAAUUAUUUAGAACCUGAACAAAAGCAUCAGAUCAUUAGAAAUCCUAAUUUAUUAACAGUGUUUCAAAUGCAAUUUGAUGUAGACUCUCCUAGAACUUAAGCUGCUAUGGAAAUGCUUAAAAUAUAAUUGGAUGAUCUCUAAGUGUAAGAAUAUGAAGACUUCUAUAAAAAGAAAAUGAAUCCUCUCUAAAACCUUAUUUAAUAUUUGCAAUAUGUUACAAGCAAAUAUAAAAUACUCAAUGAUCUUUUAAAAAGAAGAAAUCAGAUCAAACAUAUUUAAUCUUAAGUUACAAAACAAAUAAAUUCCAAAAAUAUCAAAUUCAAAGAUGAAUCUUUAAUUCCUGAUUAAUCGGAAUCUAAGAAAACAUAAAGAGAAGAUUUAUAAAUAUCUGUUAUUCUUAGUGCAGAUUAAAAGAAAGAGCUCUUUGAUAAAAAGAUCAAUAAAGAAUCUGAAAAUUAUAACAAGUAAAAGAUUCAUAAUAAAUCAAUAUAGAUUUCUAAAUAUUGUUUAAGAUUAAAUUACUAAAUAGGAAGAAUAUUAUAGUAAAACAGCCCCAGAAAUAUAUUAAAAAGCAGAAUAACUCAAAUAAAAAUAAUUGGAUGAAAUUAAAAAGAGAUUGAAAAGAAAGAAUUUAAAAGUAGAUUAGAUAUGCUAAAAAAAUAAAAAUGAAGAAUAAUUAUAGUAUAGAGAACACAAGAAAAUUGUUUAAAAAUUAGAAAAAGAUCUUAAUUAACAUUUUGAAAGAAAACAAAAAUAACUUUUACAAUCUUAAGAAGAACUAGUUGAAUAAUUAAAAAAGAAGGAAGAAAAAGAAAGAGAUAGAUAAUUAAAAAGAUAAAUGUAAAUAAGUUAAGAAUAAAGUAUGAUUGAAUAAGUAAUGGAUUCUAUGAAAAAGAAAUCAGAUUAUUUGAAUGAUUAUCUACAAAGAAAAUAGUAGGAAGAUAGAAAAAAAUAAUAAUAAAGUUUGAAAAUGUUUGAAGAAAAAUAAAAAAAAUUAUAAGAGUCUUAUACUUAAAAAGAAAAUUAAAAUGUAUAAAUGUAUUUUAGUAAAUCAACUUAAAGAUAAGUAAUUAUUAUAUUUAAAUAUCUUUUAGAUUUAAUUAAAUAAACAUGAAAUUUCACAGAUAAAACAAUAAAAAAGUUUAUCUAUGAAGAAUAGCAGAAUAAUGAAAAAAUAUGAAUAAUAUUAGGACUCUUUAGAUUAAAAAAGAUCAGAUUCACUUAUUUCAAAACUUCAAGAAGCUGAUGAUAAACUUGAAAAUGGUUUGAAAAGGUAUUUAAUAAAUUUAAUAUAUUUAAGACAUUAAUCUUUGUUAGAUUUAAGAAAAUAGAAUUUAUGUGAAAAAAAUGAACAUCGUUUUAAAUUAGCAAAAUAAAAAUAAAUGGAAAAUAUGUUAUAAAAAAUACAUAAAUAAAAUAAGAUUUUAGAAAAAAAUCUAGAGAUUUCUCAAAAAAAUGAUAAAAAUAAAUAAGAAUUAGAAUUUUUGGAGAAAUAUAAAAAAGAAAAAAUGUAAGAUAAAGUUAUAGAAAGAAACUAAUUGAUUUAGAAAUUAUAAUCUUGA